Messenger RNA from Prinia subflava (tawny-flanked prinia), 21551 nucleotides. RefSeq lists its product as uncharacterized. The coding region runs from base 1 to 2115 and encodes 704 amino acids. NCBI's taxonomy places the organism in Eukaryota, Metazoa, Chordata, Aves, Passeriformes, Cisticolidae. The transcript has 2 exons. The record is from RefSeq and is a predicted model, not a curated record.
AUGUUCUCAGAGAAGAAACUUCUGUUGGAACUGUUCCAGUCCCUUCUGAUGUCCCGUGACGCUGACCUGACAAGGAUUCACGUAAGAGAACUGUAUGCCUGGGGAGAGACACAUGGAAUUUUUUAUACUGCUGGAAAUGCACUUUAUAUUGGCCCGUGGAGAACCCUGGGGAAAAGCCUUUUUUCAUCCAUCCUUGACGGAGACUUAAAAGCAGGCACCCUCUUAAAAGCAUGGGCGAAAGUUUUCUUGCUUCUAAAAGAGGCUGGAGAAGACUUUGAAGCAGAUUCUGGGCUUUCGGAAGAAACCAGGACUGGUUCCCCUGCGAGCUCCGUCGCUUCUGACGAUGAAUGCUCUGACGCAGGGUUGGAGCCAAUGCAGGAGACCCCAACUCCCAUGUUGGGGGUUGGGCACGCCCAGAGGGGUUUUUGGAAGGGCUGCCAGGUUUUUUUCCGGUCCCCUUCCCGCGCCAUUGAGCGCGGGGGGAGCCAGGGACGGAGGGGCGGAGCGCUCGGCAUCGGGCCCCACACCGAGCACGGGGGACUGCUGCCCGCGGCCGCCGUGCCGCCGCUCCGCCCGGCCCCGCCCCGCCCCGCCCCCUCCCGUGCCACACGGGCUCCAGUGGAGGAGCCCUGCAGAGGCGGCCCCCGCGCCGCCUCGGCCCCCCCCCGCUGCCGCCGCGGGGGCGGGUUGUGUGCCGCUGCCGCCGCAGGCGCAGCGCCGCCGCCCGCCACCGCAGUGCGUCCUGCCUCCCUGCGCCCCGCCCCGCGCGUCCGGUGCCAGUCCGGCGCCGCGGGGAGGGGGCUGGGCACAAUGCCACCCGCCGCCUCCGCGGGGUCCGCCGCGCCACCGCCCGUCGCUGCCACAGCGCCGCCCCCUACCGCCGCGGCCCGGCCCCUCCCCGCGCGGUCCGUGGAAAGCGGGCUGUCGGCUGCCGUCGCCCCCCCGCAGUCCCCGCCGCCGAUUUGUUCGGGGCCUGGAUCUGUGCCGCCCUCCGCGUGGGCGCUGGGUGCAGAGGCACCCCUCCCCCUCGGCACUGAAGUGGAGACUGAGGGGCCCCCUGCGCCUGUGCCGUUGGUGGCUGUGCCCGCAGGGAGCGACCCUGUAAGGGCAAUCCCCCCCCGCCCAGCUCUGCGCGGGCUCAGUCGGAGCAGCCCAGCGGGGGCGGGUCCUCACCGCCCCGUCCCUGCCCCCCACCGGCUGUCGCGCGCGGGUUCUGCCCCACCGCCGGCCGCCGCCCCGGCCCAGCCCGCCCUGCACGGAGCCGCAUGUGCUGCGGCGCCGCCCCCUGCGCCGUGCAGCCCCCCGGCGCCGCAGCCCGGCACGGCCAUGCGCUCCCCACGGACGGAGGGGGCGGGGCUGACCACUGAACCCGCGAAGGGCGGGCUGCCGGCCCGACCCUCUCCUGCCUGCCCUGUCCCCACGCCACACCGGAGGCUCCGAGUGGAGGGUGCGGGGCUGCCGCUGCCGCCGCCGGCCCGGGCGGUCUCCGCCGCGGCCGCGCCGCUGCCCGGCGCCGCCGCACGUCCCCCCCGUUCAGAGGGGGGGCGGCUGAGUGCUGGGGCCGCAGAGCUGCCGCCGGCUUGCGUGGCCCCGCCCACCGACCCGUCCGCCAAACUAGCAGGAGCCAAGAGCUGUGGCCGAUCAGCCACGCCCCCCUGCCCAACACCCCCCCGCUCAGAGCGGAGGCGGAGUGAGUCGCUGUCCCCCGCCCACCCUCCCAACAGGGUUAAGCCGGCUGUGGGGGAUGAAAAAGAGGCUGAAGCGUUGUCAGAUAUGCACACUCGCCCUGCCAUGGAUUGCAAUGUAGGCUCUGGUCCUGCAUCGCAGCCAAAUCAGGCUGCUGAGCUAACAGAGCUGCUGCCUGAAGAUGCAGCAGUGCCCGAGCUGGUCCAGAGAGCUGUGGACGUGGUUCCACAGCCUCAUAGCCACGGUGCCCCAUCAUGGGCAGUCCCGUUUCCCUUCCGAAGGGACGUGGCAAAAAAUAAUACAAGCUUCACUGAGGCAAUUCAAUGGAUCAGUGCAGAAUUUGAGAAUCUUAUAUUUCCUUAUGAAAUAAGAGGCUUGGCAGUAGUGAUGUUUGAACCUAAACAGGUUUCUACCUUUGAGGCAAGUUGAACACUUCUAGCUGCAGAAAUGGCUGUCAAAAAUAGCCACUUGCCUCGAUACGAUCCCUUUUUUGGGGUCGGAGCCGAUCUACUUACCGGGAGGAGCGAAUAUGCUUAUCCUGAUGUGCAGAUUGGCCUUCCUCGCACUGUCCUGGAUCUGUGCAGAUACAUAGGGAUAUCUGCAUUGAUAAAAACCAUGUUAUCCUUCUCCCCAAAGCAAGACUUCUCAGAUAUAGCACAGAAGCCAGGCGAAGCUUUUCGUAAAUUUAUAGUGCGUCUGAUGCAUUUUUUAGAGAUGAGAGUCAAGGAUAGCACUUUGAGAGUGAUACUGCUAGAGCAAUUAGCAAGGAGCCACUCUAAUUCUGCUUGCCAGAGGCUCCUGGAAAACAUUCCUGAGACUUCUAAUGUCCUGGAAAUGGUCCAGACCUGUGCGGUUCUGAACACCUGUGAUUCUAUGGAGUCUAGCCCAACGGCUGCUCCACAGCCGGCUGAUAAGGGGCUGAAUAAUGAACAUAAGACACAGGCAAAUAUUCAGGCCAGUGGAGAACAGGAAAAGGAGGCACAGAAAAGUGAGUUCCCAUGGGGAGUUUAAUGCUGUGUCUCCUUUUAAUAAAUCAAAUAAAGGGAUUAAGUCUCGAUUUGUGAUACCUAACAGAGGUCUGAUCCAGUUGAUAGUUCCUAUGAGUUGCUGCAUCUCAUUAAGAGUUUUUGGAUUGCAAAGUAGCUGGAGUCUUUGUGGUGUAAUGGUCUGUUCUGUAAUUCUGUAACCUAAAUACUUCCAUGGAGGGAGUUGUAUUUUUUCUUGGACUAUAGUAAAUCCUGCUUUCUGCACUGCCGAAAUUACAUGAUCUGAUGUUUCUUUCAUAGAUGCUUCUUCUUCAGCUGCUAUCAAAAUGUCAUCCAUGUAGUGCAGUAUGAGGGAAUGUGGAUGUUGUGCACAAGCUGGAGAGAGUAUUUUUGCAACAAACCGUUGACAUAUGCUGGGAGAGUUGCGCAUUCCUUGCGGCAAGACCUCCCAAUGAUAUCUCUUUAAUGGAGCUUGUUGAUUGAUAGAUGGAACGGAGAAAGCAAACGGUUGUGCGUCAUCAGGAUGCAAACGAAUACUAAAAAAACAGUCUUUUAAAUCAAUAACAGUUAAAGUCCAGUCCUUAGGGAUCAUAACAGGUGAUGGUAAACCUGGUUGCAACAACCCCAUUUCAACAAUAAUUUCGUUAAUCUUUCGAAGAUCGUGUAACAACCUCCAUUUUUCACUGUUUGGCUUUCUGAUUACAAAAACGGGGGUGUUCCAUGGGCUAGUAGUUGGGACUAGGUGUCCUUUUUCUAAUUGUUCUUGUACUAACUGUUCUAGAACUGCAAGUUUGUUUGCUGGCAAAGGCCAUUGGUUUUCCCAGAUAGGUGUGUCAGAAGUCCAUGUUAGUUUUAAAGUGUCUUUUUCAUCUACAGCCCAUUUUAGAAAUUUGUCUCUAUCCUCAGACCCCAUUGUGACAGGAUGUCUCUUCCGCACAGCACUAUAUCUGCUCUUACAAUGAAUGGUUUGGUGGUUGCAAUGCGACCCUCGGGGCCCUCAAAUGUCACUGGGUGCAAGCUGCGAAAGCUGUCACAGUGACCUCCAAUACCUGCCAGCUGAUCCAGCGUAGGUACAAUGGCCCAGUCUUGCGGCCAGAGGUCUCUUGAAAUCAGCGAAACAUCUGCACCCGUGUCGAUCAGACCUGUGAGGGUGAUGGUCUUCCCGAGGUGCUUGAGGGUGCAGCUGAGAUAUGGCCGCCCGCAGCUGAUCUCUCUUGUCCAAGCGAUGAGGGAUGUGUUGUUGAGGGAUUCUGGGGGCAUUGUGGCUGGUAACUUGGAUAUGAGUUGCUGCAGCUGUGGAUCUGGGGGGUCUGAGGUGUUUUCUGGCAUGCUGUACAGGGUUUCUUGUGUCUGAGCGCUCCACUGUCUUGCGCUCCUCUGCCCGUUUCCCGAACUCUGCCAUUUGAAAUCCUGUGCUGGAAGAGAACUGUUAGCAUUUUGCAAAUGAUUCUUACAAUUACAGUGUUUUAAGGGUGGCUUCCUCUGAAGCUGUGGGCAACUGUUUCUGAAGUGUCCUUUUCUCCCACAAAAGUGGCAAACCCCUUUUUGACUCUGCUGAUUAUCUACAACUCCUUUAAAUGCAGCAAGGGCUUCUGCUAGAGUCUGUGCUUGAAGCUCUGCAACCUUUUCUUGUUGUUUUAGGUUUUUUUCUUGUGCUGUGGUGAUAGAAUUGGCUAGAACUUCAGCUUGCAGUGCUGCUGCAUGUUGAGGGGUAUUUAAGCGGUUACAUGCUUCAACUAGCUGGGCUAUUGUUGGCUCCGGGUCUUGGGGAAGAGCACGUAGUAUUUUUUUGCAGCUUGCAUUUGCAUUAGAAAUUGCUAAGCAUUUUAAUAGUUCUUCUGUUGCCCGCUCUAAAGCUACUUGUUUUUCCAGAGCUAAUUUCAAACGAUCUAGGAACUUGAUAUAGGGUUCAUCAGGACCUUGCUUUACUUCAGAAAAAUCUAAGUCAGGCUUAUUGCCAUCAGGUACCUGUAACAAUGCUGUCUUGGCCAUUUCUUUGAUAUCAUUUAGAACUGGCCUUAUGAGGGUUUGCACUUGUCUUUGUGGAUCUACAUUCACUCCUUCCCAUACAAGCUGCUCAAGUGUUAAGGCUGCAGUGGCUGGAUUUGUGGCAUAGUCUCUUAAAAGCUGAUUUAAAGCACGCUUCCAUGCCAAUUCCCAUAAAGAAUAUUCAGUAGGAGACAGGAGAGAUGUCAUUAUUUGUUUUAGAUCAUGAGGUGUUAGUACAUUGGCAGCAAAGGUGGCUUGCAAUAGACCUCUAAAAAAGGUAGUCUCUUCCAUAUAACUUUGCAGUUUUGCAAAGUUCUUUUAUUUCAGAGAAACUUAUUUGUUCCCACUGGGGAUUUAACCCUGGUCUAUUAUAUCGGACUGGGAAGACUUUGAGUUUUGAAAGGAUUUCCCACUCCCCGUCUCGUGCUGCUUCCUUCCUUAUCUUGUGCCAAGGAUCUAUGCUGACUGAUGAAUCCUCCGAAUCAUCAGAGAAGCUGCAGGACGUGUGGGAAACCUUCUGAUUUUUCAUCAGAGUUUGUUUACAUUCCUCCAGCAUGGGCGCCGCCAUCUUGGGGGGGGCGAGUUCCGGGAUGUCACAUCCGGUUUUCACGCUCCUCACAGCCAGGGCGUGUCUGCCCAGGCUGUGGGUGGCAACCCGGGGCGGUGCCUGAGGCUUGGGACUGCCCAUGGAGGGGGAGCUUCCCGUGCUGGAGUGGGAGGAGUUGAGUGACACAUCAGACUGGGCAUGCCGCAGGGUCGGGCUGUACCGAGCCCGCCCACGUGGAGCUUCAGCCUCUGCCUCAGAAAUAUGGAGAGUGCCACGUGUCUCUUUGUUCUCUGAGCCCGCGUUUUCAGGGCUUUGUUCAAAACUCGCGCACUCAAAAUUAACUGACAGGGAUCGCCCGUAUCUAGUACCAGGAGACUGAGGGGGUGGGGGAGCCAUUCAGAAUGGAACUCUAGCCUGCGUGGCCAGUGCUGGCAGGGGUCCCACUCCGGGGGACUGAGGAGGGUGCGGGGGGGGGGGGGGCUCUGAGCCCUCCCGUGCCUGCUUCUCGGGAGUAAAUCAAACCGCUUUUUUCUGGGACUUGGGGGGUCAGAACUUGGAUUUUUAUCUUCACGUCUAAGGUGAGCAGGAGCCUUUUUGCAUUUUACUUUCUGGGGUCCUUUUUUAUGGUCGCUUUUAGAAGCGUUUUGCCAGGUUUCUCUCUCUGCAGUUUCAGGUGCUUUUGCACUGCUGAGCCUUUCACCGUCUUCUGUUACAAAGUCUAACACAGUUUUAAAGAUGGGUCUUAAUUUUAAAGCAGAUUUUUUUCUUUGAAUUAUACAACUUCAAUCCUAUUUUGUCCCAAAAUUCUACUGCUAUUGUUUCAGCUGUAUUAGUGUCCGGAAAAUUUUUAUAGACCCAUUUCACAAGUUUUUUAAGCUCUUUCCUCUCAAACUUAUAGUAUGGAAUAGUCAGUUUAUAAUUAAAAUAACAAAAGGUGUCUCGCUGUUCUACGGAUUGCUGGGUCCCCAUUUCACUCACCAGAAUGGCUCUUGUGAUCACCCAGCGCUCUUGGUUUGUCUCUGACUCUCUGAGGUCACUCGGUGAUUAGCUGUUCUGUCUCCAGCUCUGCUAGACUGCAGCUUCUCUCUUCUGAAGAGUAAUCCACCUCGUACCAGAAUCGGUGUCCCGGCAAAGACCCCUUCUCACCGGUAUAGGGGUUCAGUCAAAAGGCUCCCUCUCAGCCUUUUUGACCCAAAAAUGUGGUUUUAUUUUCACGACCAAAAAAACCACCACGUGCUCGCUUCUAAAAAAAUGAAAACCAAGAGCAAAACGGCCUAGCUGAUGUGAGGGCUCUGUCAUCAAAACUCCGACUAGGUAUCUUAAUAUAAGGUCCCAGUUCGGGCACCAUGUAUUGAGAUUUCUCUCAAUACCUCCAAGGGUCCAGCCAGUGGAGAAAUGGCUUAAUAAAAUAGCGAGACAGCUUCUCAGGAUAUGCUUUGUAAAAUAAAGGUUUUAAUAACAGCAAAAAUAAUAAACAUUACAAAAUGAAAAGAGAUAAGCUGAGCACAGUGUACCAAGCACAGUUACACUGGCUAAGGCAUUCCCAAAAAGCCUCGUGCACCCCUUGUGCAGACCCUUUAAUACUCGAUGGUCUAGGUGGGCUUAUUUGGCUCUUUGCCCAAUGAGAUGGACACUAGGCUUUGAGGUGCACUUCCAAAGCCCUAUCACUGUGUCUGUGCUGGUACUGAGCCAAUUGCAACGAGCAGGCUAUAGAAAAUUCUAGUUUAACUUCCUUAUAUACAAACACCUGCUCGGGUACAGAAAUGCACGACUACAGUAUGGCAUUAGGAUUGCUUUAUUGGUCUAUUAUAUGCUAACCUCCGAGGCAAUGAACAUCAUUCAGAAUAUAGACUCGAUUUUGUUUUCUCUUCCUAGUCUAGGAUGCUAUGUCUGGAGCUUCAGUAAGCCCCUGUGGGAAGGGGUAAAGAAUAUUUUUUUCCAGCCUUUCAGGCCUGACACAGCAGUUUUCAAAAAUAUUGAUUUCUCUCUGGAUGCCAAGGUCAACAUAAUGUUGUUGUUAGUUCUGCUUUGUCUUCUCUGCACGGCCUGCACCAUGCUUAGAAGCAAAACACUACAUGGUGUGAUGCAGCGUCUUCUUGAGGAAGAGGGAAAAAGAAGCAAAGCGACAGCGUCCAUGUUCACACAGACUGUCACAGAGGAGAAAGAAACCAAAAGCAAAGCAACAGCAUCUGCAUCUACACAGGCUGUCACAGAGGAGGAAGGAACUAAAAGUAAAGCAACAGUGUCUGUGUCUAUGCAGUCUGUCACAGAAGAGAAAGGAGCCAAAAGCAAAACUUCAGCAUCCACGUCUGCACAGGCUGUCACAGAGGAGGAAGGAACCAAAGGCGCAAUCAGCAUCUCUACACAAAUUGUCACCGAACUGGAACAGCCUAAACUGGUAACAGUUGCCCCUGUUCAGAAGAAGAAAUCAAAGAGCAAAUCAGUCCACAUAGUGACUGACGAGGAUGCGGCAGAACCUUCACACCCAGCAGAAGAGACAGAGCCAGAGAUCAUCACUCGCUCUCUGUCCCUGGGUGAGCUGCGUGACCUGCAGAGGGAAUUCACCCGCCAGACAAACGAGUCCAUCCUGACCUGGCUGCUCCGCAUCUGGGACGCUGCAGCCAAUGACACCAUUCUGGAUGGAAGUGAGGCCAGGCAACUGGGAUUGCUGUCCCGGGAUGUGGUCAUUGACCAGGGCAUUGGGAGAACCCAAGGAACUUUCAGCCUCUGGCGGCAGCUGCUAACAAGUGUGAAGGACAGAUACCUUUGUAAAGAAGACCUCCAGGUGCACCAAGGAAAAUGGAGCACAAUGGAACCAGGCAUCCAGUGCCUGAGGGAAUUGGCUGUACUGGAGAUCAUUUUCUCAGAAGACGAGAGAUUUCCUAAAAGCCCAGAUGAUGUCCAGUGCACAUCGCAGAUGUGGUUGACAUUAGCACAGCUUGGACCAGAGAAGUAUUCCCAUUACCUGGUAACACUGCAAUGGAGGGAAGGCGAGGACAGGGUGGGCGUCUUGGUCAAUAAACUAAGAAUUUACGAGGACAUUGUCACCGCCCCUUUUCGUACUCAUGUCUCAUCCAUAGAAAUAAGGCUGGCUGAGCAAUUCCAGAGCUUGAUUGAAGAAGGCCAUCAGAAACUGAGGAAAGAACUCAAAGAAGAAAUUUACCACAUCUCGCCUGGACAAACAAGACUCUCUGCCAUUAGAAGCAGGCGUUCCCCAGCCAGGGAGAGAGGCUACACUCCACGAGGUAACCUCUGGUUGUUUCUUCGGGAGCAUGGAGAAGACAUGAGUAAAUGGGAUGGAAAGCCCACCUCCUCCUUAGCAUCCCGGGUACGUGAACUGAAAAGAGGGACACUGUGAGCCUGACAUUGGUCUGAACUUAGGCUUCAGGCUCUGCCAGUGUCUGUGUGAAAGGCAGAUGAGCAACUUUCUCAUGUUAGCCUGGAAAUCUAAAGGAGGAAUUCAAACAAACCUUGGGAAGUGAGAAACCAUCCGCAGGUAGUGUUUUUCCAGCAUGUUUACUGGAAAGAAAUGUUUACAAAAGGGUGUAGACGCUGAAUAACCAAUCAUGUUCUUUGUACCGAACUACUCUAUAAAAGUAGAAUUUAGAAGAAUAAAGUUUGCUCUCAUCUUUACCAUCAUGGAGAGUCAUGUUGUUAUUUCUGUGCCAUCCGAAAACCAUAACAACAUCUGGUGGGACCCCGACGUUUCGAGGAAGUUCAGCGCAGCUGGGACUGAUUCAUGCAGCAAAGCUUGAAAAUUGCUACCUGCCUCCUCAGAGAGGUAAGCAAAAUAUCUCCACGCUUUUUCUAAAGAAGGCUGGUCUUACUAACCAUGGAAAAAGAUCAUUCCUGCCAAAAGACAGCAGGUCGGACGGCACCCAGCACAGCUGGACUUCAAUUUCUAGAACAGACAGUCAGGCAGAGGUUCCAGAAAAACCUGGGGAACCCCUCUUCUGAGAGAGGACAGCUUGUGCCUUUCCUGACAAGAGCAGCUGGAAUUCUUAGCUGCCAACAGCUUCUCUCACUCCCCCGACCUCUUUCGCGUCUAUCUGGCCGAGAUCAAAGUGAGUAUCUGUAAGCCUCUCCCGGCCGACAGAGACGGCGCUUCCUUGGCUUUUCCUUCUCCUUUUUUCAUACCACGGAUGGCUACGCAGCGGUUCCUGCUUUAUCAGCCACUGUGGACAGGACUGGGAUCAAAAACCUUUGAUCCCUCUGUAUCCUUCUGUGUGUUUAGGGCAAAAGGUUCACUUGAUGAGUGUUUUAUGCUACCUGUGCUUGUUUUUAUGAUUGCCUGGGUGAGUUUUGGGCUUGUCUUUCUCUGUUUCUCUAUGUUUUAACUUUGUUCUUCCCCCUCUGAGGGGGUGGGGGGUGCAGUGAGAGAGAGGCAUGGCAGCACAGAUGCGAUCUCCCUGCCUUCUCUCUCUCUCCUUUGAUAAUAAAUCCUCCUUUUUAACUCCUCCGAGGGUCUAAGCUAGCUCAGGCCUUCUCAGGCUCUGGAGGAAUAUAUCAUAGACAGGAAAAAGGACUCAAAAGAGACUCUAACCCUUAGCUGCAGUAAGAUGUUUAUUCCAGGUGGUCUCCAGAGGGAAAGAGAGCGUACACAGAGGAAGAGGGUCUUUUCUCAGCUCUUGUCAGGGAGGGGCAAAUUGGAACACAGCCAAUGGGGUCAGAAAGGGAGGGAAGAGUCAAACUACAUGGUACAAGCUCUAGGGGUCCCUGAGGGGGGAGAAACCAUUCCCACAGGGGAAUGUAACACUCCUUCUCUCCCUCUCUCGCUUUUCCGUACUCGGUUUCCCCCCCUCCCCGCAGGCGUGCGGGUCGGGGGGGGCACGCAGGUCCCUUCCCCCCCCCGGUGCCGCUAAGACGGGCAGCUUGGAGUGGCUUUGCGGCUUUGUUCCCCCCUUCCCCCCAGGGCGGUGAGGGGGGGCCACCAGCUCUCCCCUUGAGACAGGCGGCGGCAGGGUGGCGGCGGGCUGAGCCCCGCCGAGCCUCGCUCUGUUGUCCCCUCCCCGUUCCCCCCCCCCGGCGGAGGCUUUCUCCCGCCGUGUGCAGUGGCGAUGAGAGCAGGGGCAGUGGCCCCGCCGGCACGCACUUCACCGCUGUUUUCAUUUCCUUCCCGCGUGAAUUUGCGCAGCAAGUCGUCAUAGGAACGGAGGAGCGGUCUCCUUCCUCCUUUUCCCCCUCACCAUGAGCGGCAGAGUUCGCUUCCCCACUCCAUCCCUGCGCGCCGAGUGGCGACUGCGAAUAGGGCGUGAGACGGCACUUGCCGUUCCUCUAGACAGCUCAUAAUGCUGUAGGAGUUGCUUCGCUUGAAAUUUAAGGUAUAGGGGUAUUUUUUGCAGAGAAAUGGGGGCCACGUUUGUUUGGAUUUCCCCCAGCUCUGCGGAGCGGCCCUGGGGCCUUUGAGCCCCCAAAGCCCCACUCAGGGAGGGCCAAAUAGCUUCGCCGCCUCUGAGGUGAGCAGAAGCUUUUCCUUUUAGAGGGACAGUUGAUUUUUGUUUGGGUUUUUUCCCUCCCCCCCUCCCUCAAAACAUUUCUUCUCAAGGCGUCUCUGUGAACAGAAUUGGAGCUUUAAAUGCCUGUUCAUAAUAGAAGAAAAAUGACAAGAAAUACAAAAAAUAAAUAAGCAACUUCUGUUGCCUUUUGUAGAUAAUACAAGUAUUAUUAAUAAUUCUAUAGUAUAACCAUCAGUUAUGAGUUUUAAGUGUUAUCUCAGUUCAAAAGAUAUUUGUUGAUGAUAUAUUGACUAUAUAAUGUGAAUUCACUGAUAUGAUAAAGUUAUCACAGUUCUACAGCUGGCUGCUGCUGCUGCUGCUUCUUCUUCUCAUGUACUUUGCUAUUUGUCUAUAAUUGCCUGUAAGACACGUGUCACCCAAGAAUUUUUCCUUGUUUUCUAGCUGUCCAUGCUAGUUUUGCAUUCAUGAUUUUCUAAAUUUUUUCAGAUUUCCAGAUAAGGUUAUCUGAGUUUGUAAGAAUGCCUCCUCUGUCCUGACAGUUUGGGAUGCAGUUCCAAUCCUGGUCACAGACCGUCUCAGGAGCCUGCUGAGCUCAGAGCAUCUCUACCCUGACAAAUUUAGGAGGUGUCAAUUAUUAUACUAGUCUUUAUCAUAAGAUUUUUUAGAAGCUUGUUUUUAAAAUUGGUGUAAGGGAUUCCUCUGCAGUUAGAGCUGGUCACUGGCCAUGCCUUGGCUCUCUCUGGAUGGGAAUUGCCUGUUUGCCCAGAUGUUUUAGCAAAAAAUUACAUAUGAGUUAUUUGACUCGACAAUUUGAGCUUUAAAUAUAAUAGCUGAAUUGAUCUUUGAGGUGAACCUGGAAUUCCUGCCUGGGAAGGAUGAACAGGUUGUCACUGGAAAGGAAGCACUUCAGCUUUUGCAGUUCCUGGGCUGAUCAAAAUUAUCAUCACAAAGAUAACUUGCAACAAUGUAACAUUCUUGUUAUGAACCUGAAGAAAAAGUAAUUAUGAAACCUGGAUGUUGAAUUUAGACAAUGGAGUCUGACAAGUUCUCAGUUUAGGGCAGUGGAGCCUGACAAGUUUGUUAACUUAAGGAGAAGAUGUUCCUGUGUUUUAUCAUUAGCAGGUUCAGCAGUCGUGUUACCCAUCACCUUUGAGGAGUGAAAAGGGACACUGCAUAGCCUUUCUGGCUGUCACAUAGACUGCAAAGAUGACCAUGUGGUUGGAAGGUGACAUCCUACAGGUAUCAUGGGCCAAUUGAGUGAACGAUGGUCCAAUCCUGCACAUCCUGCAAUGGGUCUUUGUCCUUUCAAACAUGGCAUGCAUUUUUGCAUUUAAAAAGAAAAAGGGUCAACCAAGUUGUCCAAAUAAUUGGGAAAAUAAACCAGUUUGCUCAUGCAGGUGUGAUGCAAGGACCACCGUCCUUUGCUAAAAGGCAGGAAAAGCCCUUUUUAUCUGAAAGGAUGAUUCCUAGAGUGAUGGAUCUUGACAAAUUAGACUGCCAUUUUUGAGCAGGCUAAUGAUGUUUUGGGUUUUUUCUGUAUUAUCAUUAGUAAAUAGCUAAGCUUGACACUGGUGCAUGGACAUGGUUGUGAAGGGUCAACACCAAAUGCCACAGAACUUCCCUGACUAUUUAAGUCGGUGCCCAAUGGAAGUUCUAUUUAGUGAUUGUUUGAUUACUAAAGGGACUUCUGGUGUCAUGUUUGUCUUUUUUUCUCUUGCAAGAGCCCUGCAGGAGAGGACACAGACACAGACGCCUCCCUCAGCAAAAACUAAGAGGGGGAGAUGUGGGCCUGACAUUGGUCUGAACUUAGGCUUCAGGCUCUGCUAGUGUCUGUGUGAAAGGCAGAUGAGCAACUUUCUCAUGUUAGCCUGAGAAAUCUAAAGGAGGAAUUCAAACAAACCUUGGGAAGUGAGAAACCAUCCACAGGUGGUGUUUUCCCAACAUGUUUACUGGAAAGAAAUGUUUGCUAAAGGGUGUAGACGCUGAAUAACCAAUCAUGUUCUUUGUACCGAACUACUCUAUAAAAGUAGAAUUUAGAAGAAUAAAGUUUGCUCUCAUCUUUACCAUCAUGGAGAGUCCUGUUGUUAUUUCUGUGCCGUCCAAAAACCAUAACAACAGGACACCUACCACGAGAAGCUCGUCUAGAGUCAAUGCUGCUCCAGUCUCUCAUGCACAGAACUCCAGACAGUAUAGGAAUGAUGAUGUGACUGAUCCUCUUGAAGGGACCUCAGGAACAUAUUCACAAGAAGAGAGCAACGUGCACCAUGACCAGGAACAGGGGAGCCCUGCCUCUAGCCAGGUAGAGGAAAGGGACAAUCGGAUCUAUUGGACUGUGUGGAUCUGAUGGCCUGGCACAUCUGACCCACAAAAAUAUAUGGCUUUGGUUGACACUGGCGCACAAUGUACUCUGAUGUCAUCAAGGUAUGUAGGAACAGAAUCCAUUUCUAUUUCUGGGGUGACAGGAGGAUCCCAGGAGCUGAAUGUAUUGGAGGCAGAAGUGAGUUUAACUGGGAAUGGGUGGCAAAACCACCCCACUGCGACUGGCCCAAAGGCCCCAUGCAUCCUCGGCAUAGACUAUCUUAAAAAUGGAUAUUUCAAAGACCCAAAGGGAUAUCCUUGGGCUUUUGGAAUAGCUGCUGUAGAGAGAGAAGACAUCAGACAACUGAAUACCUUGCCUGGUCUUUCAGACGACCCCUCUGCUGUGGGACUGCUGAGAGUUGAAGAACAACAGGUACCAAUCGCCACAGCAACUGUACAUGGUCGGCAAUACUGCACCGACAGAGACUCUGUGAUCCCUGUCCAUGAGAUGAUUCGUAAACUGGAGAGCCAAGGGGUGGUCAGCAAGUCUCGUUCUCCUUUCAAGAGCCCUAUAUGGCCAGUGCGUAAGUCCAAUGGAGAAUGGAGGCUGUCAGUAGAUUACCAUGGUCUGAAUGAAGUCACACCACCACUGAGCGCUGCCGUGCCGGACAUGCUGGAGUUUCAGUACGAGCUGGAAUCCAAGGCAGCAAAGUGGUAUGCGACCAUGGAUAUUGCCAAUGCCUUCUUCUCCAUUCCUUUGGCAGCAGAAUGCAGGCCCCAGUUUGCCUUCACCUGGAGAGGCGUGCAGUACACCUGGAACCAACUGCCCCAGGGGUGGAAGCACAGUCCCACCAUCUGCCAUGGACUGAUCCAGGCUGCACUGGAAAAAAGUGAAGUUCCCGAACGUCUACAGUACAUCGAUGACAUCAUUGUAUGGGUGAAGACAGCAAGCGAAGCUUUCGAGAGAGGAGAGAAAAUUAUCCAGAUUCUGCUGAGAGCUGGUUUUGCCAUUAAGCGAAGUAAGGUUAAGAGACCGGCUCAAGAAAUUCAGUUUCUGGGAGUCAAGUGGCAAGAUGGACGUCGCCAGAUCCCCACAGAAUCAAUAAGAUCACUAUGUCCCCCCCUACCAACAAGAAGGAAACACAAGCUUUCCUAGGUGCCAUAGGCUUUUGGAGAAUGCACAUUCCUGAGUUACAGCCAGAUUGUGAGCCCUCUCUACCUGGUUACCCGCAAGAAGAACGAUUUCCACUGGGGCCCUGAACAGCAACAAGCCUUUGUCCAGAUCAAGCAGGAGAUUGCUCAUGCAGUAGCCCUUGGCCCAGUCAGGACAGGACCAGAGGUGAAGAACGUGCUCUACUCUGCAGCUGGGAACCAUGGCCUGUCCUGGAGCCUUUGGCAGAAGGUGCCUGGGGAGACUCAGGGUCGACCACUGGGAUUCUGGAGCUGAAGUUACAGAGGGUCCGAAGCCAACUACACUCCCACAGAGAAGGAAAUCUUGGCUGCCUAUGAAGGAGUUCAAGCAGCCUCAGAAGUAAUUGGCACUGAAACGCAGCUACUUCUGACACCCCAACUACCAGUGCUGGGGUGGAUGUUCAAAGGAAAGGUUCCUUCCAAGCAUCAUGCCACCGACACAACAUGGAGCAAAUUGAUUGCCCUCAUUACACAGUGCACCCAUAUUGGAAACCCGAAUCACCCUGGGUUUCUGGAAAUUUUAACAAACUGGCCUGAAGAUGAGACUUUUGGAUUAUCUUCUGAAGAAGAGGAGCAAGUGACACGUGUUGAGGAAGCCCCACCAUAUAAUGAGCUACCGGAGACUGAAAGACGAUAUGCCCUCUUCACUGAUGGUUCCUAUCGAAUUGUAGGCACUAACCGGGAAUGGAAAGCUGCAGUAUGGAGCCCCACACGAUGAGUUGCACAAGCUAUCAAGGGACAAGGUGGAUCAAGUCAGGUUGCAGAGAUUAAAGCUGUCCAGCUGGCUUUGGAUAUUGCCGAAUGAGAAAAGUGGCCGAGGCUCUAUCUCUACACCAACUCCUGGAUGGUAGCUAAUGCCCUGUGGGGAUGGCUGAAUGGCUGGAAAAAGGUCAACUGGCAGCGCAGAGGGAAACCCCUAUGGGCUGCUGAGAUUUGGCAGGACAUCGCCGCCUGGGUAGAGAAACUGACAGUGAAGGUUCGACACAUGGAUGCACACAUACCCAAGAGUCGGGCUAAUGAAGAGCAUCACAACAAUGAGCAGGUGGACAAAGCAGCCAAGGUGAAAAUAUCACAGGUGGAUCUAGACUGGCAGCACAAGGGAGAAUUAUUCCUAGCUCGUUGGGCCCAUGAUGCUUCUGGUAAUCAGGGAAGAGAUGAAACAUACCGAUGGGCCCGUGACUGAGGGGUGGACCUUACUAUGGACAACAUCUCCCAGGUCAUCCACAACUGUGAAACAUGCUCUGCAAUCAAACAGGCCAAGCAGGUGAAGCCUCUGUAGUACAGUGGAUGAGAGCUGAAGUACAGGUAUGGGGAGGCCUGGCAAAUUGACUACAUCACCCUUCCCCAAACCCGCCAAGGCAAGCGCUACAUACUGACCAUGGUGGAAGCCAGCACUGGAUGGCUGGAAACCUACCCUGUGCCUCAUGCUACUGCCCAGAACACCAUCCUGGGCCUGGAAAAGCAAGUCCUAUGGAGACAUGGAACCCCUGAGAGAAUCGAGUCAGACAAUGAGACCCAUUUCAAGAACAGCCUUAUAAAUUCCUAGUCCAGAGAACAUGGCAUUGAAUGGACAUAUCACAUCUCUUAUCAUGCACCAGCUGCUGGGAAAGUUGAACAGUGCAAUGGACUACUUAAGAGUACUGUGAAGGCACUUGGCAGGAGAAGCUUCAAAACUUGGGAAGUGAAUUUAGCAAAGGCCACCUGGAUGGUCAACACCCGAGGCUCCAUCAAUCGAGCUGGUCCUGCCCAGUCUGAGUCCUUGCACAAGGUGGAUGGAGAUAAAGUCCCGGUGGUACACAUGAAAGGUAUUUUAGGAAAGACUGUUUGGAUUAAUCCCAACCUCAGACAAAGGCAAACCCAUCUGUGGGAUUGCUUUUGCUCGAGGACCUGGUUGCACUUGGUGGGUAAUGUAGAAAGAUGGAGAAACCUGUUGCAUUCCACAGGGAAGCCUAAUCUUAAGUGAGAAUUUGGUGUAAAGGUUCAUUGUGUAUAGUAGAGUUUAUUGAUUUAAGUAUGCUACAGAUGGUAAUAGAAUAAGGGGUGGAUAAUGUCUUCGGUUACUGCGAGGUUGCUAGCUUGCUCCAUGGAACGGGACCUCUACAAGCUGUUGAGUCCAGCUGAUGCCCAGAGAGACAGCUGCUGCAAUUACUUGCAGAGAUCCCUCUCUUGGCUCAGUAGCUGAGAUCUGUUACACCUGAGCCACGUGUUGGUCCAAGUCUUGACUUGUUCCAAACUGAGAACAGAUGCAGUAGAUGCAGACUCCCAGGAACCCAGGAAAAGGAGACCGCUUUCCUUGGUGUUUACUUGCCGAGAAACUGGAUGAGACAAAAAGAACAGGAGCCGGACGGCAGGGGGAUUUCCUUAGUCCAAAGUUUAUUUGAGCCCCAGCAUGGGCUCUGGACCAGUCCAACAGACCCCAGCCGACCCAGACAAUGGGGCCUGCAGUUCCUUUUAUUCAGAGGAGGAGUGGGAGCAAGGGGCAAGGAACUCACCAACGAGAGGGCAGGGGAGGAGACAAUUCAGGUAGAAGGACAUUCAGGUGAGCCAGUGUUCUUCUGGGGGGGAACCUUUUUUGUCUUUCUCCUAUCACUCAACGCCCCUCUCUGGAAUUCCCCCCAGGGGGUAAAACUCCUUUCGUUGAUGGGCAUGUCUCUGGGGAGGGGUGUAGAAGGUUCUGGGGGUCUGGGAAAAGGGAGGACUGACCCAAACUGCAAGGGGGGGGGUGUGGAGCCCAGGGAAAAACCAUUAACAGGAAUGAAAUCUCACAUCAUAAAACCCACCGCAACAUCUCCCUUUUUUUUUUUUUUGUUUUGUUUUGUUUUGUUUUGUUUUGUUUUGUUUUGUUUUGUUUUGUUUUGUUUUGUUUUGUUUUGUUUUGUUUUGUUUUGUUUUGUUUUGUUUUGUUUUGUUUAAAAAGAAGAGGACUGGGUUUGGGUUGCUUAAUGCUCACCAAACCAAGGUUGGUAAGUUGGUCCUUCUUCAUCGGGAAGUCCGGUGAUUUCCACUGGGGCUUCUAGGUCAUCUGUUGGAACACUGAGGGUUUCUAGAUGGUAAACCUCAGGAGGGGGAGAUGAGCUUGAGAUUAAUUUAAAAACCAUUUGCUUGAUUAGCCCAAAAACAAUGCUAACAACUACAAUAACAAUAACUAAAUCAAACAAUACUAAAAACACAGUUUUCAGCAUAGAUCCCACUCAGCCCGAUAGUCCCCAGCCUUUGAACAGUCCGCUCAGCCAGUCUUCUGUUUCCAAUCGGCCUAAUGCUCCCAUGUUUUUUGCUGCCGAGAUCCACGGCAGGAGGACUGUAAUUGCAGUGGCCUUAAAUCUGGACCAGUGAACAGUUUCUGAAUUACAGUCUGGGUCUAAUUGUAUUAAGUCUCUUUUUUGGAUGGCAAAUUUAUUUGUAUUUUUUUCUUCUGCCAAUGCAUUAAAUUUGUUCACUUUGGGGUAAACAGGCUCAAUUUGCCAAAAGUGCAUGGACCUCCAAGCAGACGAGGGGGGAGACUGGCCCAUGCUCUGUCUCCACAUACGAAAAACAAACCUUUUGGGAGCUCACGGGGCUUAUAAUCUUCACCUGACGAGUGCAUGACUAGGAUCGAAUUCUCACACCAGUUUUUGUCCGUGUAGUGUGGGUUGCUAGGGUGAGGAUAGGUGUUCAGUUCAGCUUCAUAUGGUGGCAUGCGGGGAUUAAAUUUAAAGUGAAUGAAAAGGUUGCAUUCACAGAGCCCAAGAGAUGGAAUUCUUGUGGCUCUCUUUUUGGCACCAGUAACUGUCUUGUCCACUUCUGCCAGAACAGUAGAGGAUUGUCAGCAGGGUAGCAACCAGGAGGAGGUGCGAGUGAGUUAACUUUAUUCAAGGCAUGCCACAUUUCGUCUGGGAACUCUGCGGAUUUAAAAGGAAUUCUUACUAGGCACAUUGACAGAGGCCAAUGCUGUGGAGAGACAGAUGUGGUCUUGUCCAAGGGCCUUGGUCAAGGUGGUCCAUACAUUUGCUUUGGGCUGAGGGACUAUCCGCAGGCUCGCUGAUGGAAUGGUCACGAGCAGGAUGAGGAACAGACUCGGUCUCAUGAUGUCUUGAGACUGCACACGGACAGUGGGAUCUAAACCGGUAAAAGAAAACUUAAAACAGAGAGAAUAUUACAAACAAUUCCAGAUGUGAGGGAUCAGUGGAAUUUCUUCCAGGGAACUCGCACGGCGUUUCCUCCUCCAAGCAGCAUUAGUGACUUGGGGCACUUCUGUAGACUCCCCUGGGACCUUGGGGACAUAGAGAUUUACCCAUUUAGACAGAACCCACUUUAAACCAGAGGGGGUAGACACACAGGCAUAUCCACAUCCCCAUGUGACUUAUUUGUAAGGCCCCACCGUCUUCCAAGUCUCAGGGUCUUUUACUAGGACUGGAGGCUUUUCUUUCAGAGACAUCUAACUGUUCUCCCCAAAGUGGCAUAUGAUUGGCGGAUUCAGGUUGUCAAAAGAACAGUUCAGAAAAUUAAUUGUGAAAAGUGCUCUGGACAACCGAAUGUGGGGCUGUUCUACUUUCAGGACCUGAUGUUGCUGGUCCAGGACUCUUGAUAUCAUGGUGAGUCCUUUCCACCACAGCUUGACCUGUAGGGGAGUAGGGGUUGCCUUUUUUGUGCUCUACUCCCUAUUGUUGCAGGAAACUCCUGGAUUCCUUGGAUUUGUAAGUGGGCCCGUUAUCAGUUUUCAAACCCUUGGAGAUGCCGAUGAAAGAGAAAGCUUGUAGGAGGUGUUUUAAGGCAUCAAGCGAUGAUUCCCCUGUGUGGGCAGAGGUAUACACUGCUCCAGAAAAGGUAUCUAUGCUAACAUGAACACAUCUUUGCUGUCAGAAUGAUGGUAGGUGUGUUACAUUGGUUUGCCAUAGCUCACAACUGUUCAGCCCUCUCGGGUUUGCUCCUGCGCUCAAUGUUGGGAGUGGGUAUUGUUGGCAACUGGGGCAUGUGGCUACAGUCGCUCUGGCCUGUUCUCGAGUGAUGUGAAACUGGCGGACUAGGCCAGGUGCAUUUUGGUGGAAAAGCUGGUGGCUGAUUUUGGCCUGUUCAAAAAUGUGUGGGAGAGGAGCUACCUCUGCAGGCACAGCGAGAGCAUCUGCUCUCCUGUUGCCUUCAGCGAUGAACCCAGGCAAAUCGGUGUGUGACAUGCAUCACAUAAAAUGGUCGCUCUCUGUGGGAGACCAGCUUUACAAGUUUUGAGAGCAAUUUGAAAAAGUGCAAUGUUAGAUACUUCUUGCAGUAUUGCUUGAUCUGCCCUGGACACUACUCCUGCCAUAUAGGCAGAGUCUGUAACCAAACUGAAUAGUUCAGAGAACCUUUUGAAGGCUCUAACAACUGCAGCCAAUUCAGCAACCUGAGGUGAACCUUCUACCUCAGCAAUGUCUGUCUUCCACUGCUGAGUUUGAGGAUCUUUCCAAGUCACAACGGACUUGUGGGAUCUUCCUGAUGCAUCUCUAAAGAUGGUUAGAGCUUUUAAAGGUCUCCUGUUGCCCUGGUUUUUCUGAGAUUUUUUUAAAGCCUUCUACUUGCUUAUAAGAUGGAGUCAGUUCUUUAGUUACUGUACAAUAUUAACCGUCAGUUUUUCACUUUCUCACACUCUGGAACAUAAACAAUCUUUCUUGUUUUUGUUCACUGACCUUUGCUUACAUAUUUCCAGCCUGAAAACAAUGUUGGUUGACAGCUGGUCUGGCCAGUGGGGUGAAGGGGUAAUAACCCCAGAAGCCAAUCUGCUACCAGACCCACAAAAUUAUAAAAGGAAAAGAAAUAAACAGGCUGGCCCCUUUUUUUGGUGGGGAGCAGCUUUUCACUGAAGACCUCUGCCUCCGUGUUGUUGAUUUUGCGUUCCAGGCAACAGUCUUCUGCUUUGAACACUUUCUAAUUUUAGAGUAAAUUGAACUUCUUGUUCGAAAAUUUUGUGGGCAGGCCGAUGGAUAGAAAUUUGUCCUGAGUAGGAAUCCAGAGCAAACUGCAAGGCUGCAUUUUCUUGAAGCAAAUGUUCUAAUAUUGCCUUAGUAAUUUGGCCCGAUUUUAACCCGAUUGGAAUGUGAAUGCACUCAAAGUCACAUCCUGCCAGCUCCCUGAUCCGGGUCCUAGCUUUCUGGAUCAGUUCUGCUACCAGCUCUUGGGGCUUUGUCAUUCUCUUGGGCCUUUGGUGACUGAGGAAAACCCACUCUAUGAUCAAGAGAGGGUCCCUCUGGUCCUGGCCCUUUUUGGGUGUUUCUUUUCCUUUGGGUGUUUGUUUUUGCUCCCACUAGAAAAUGAUUCCAUGGAGGUGUGGUAACUUACCUGAGAUGAUAAAUUUGAAUGGCAGAUCAGGCCAACAUCGGUUGGCCUGUCUUGUGGACAUUGCUAUCUGAACCUUUUCUAGAGCUUUCUGUGCCUCUGGGGUAAUAACCCUGGGAGAACUCAGCUCCUCUCCCCCUUUCAAUAAAUCGAAAAGGGGGGCAAGGUCUUUGGUGGUCAGACCCAGCCAGGGCCUAACCCAGUUCAAGGACCCACACAACUGAUGGACAUCAGCAAGGGUCUUGAUCUUUGUUUUGAUCUCUAAUUUUUGAGGAACAAUGGUCCUCUUCCCAAUUUCCAAGCCCAAAUACUUCCAAGGUGGCAUCUUUUGAAUUUUCUGUUCCUGGAGCUCGAACCCUGCAACAAUCAAUGCAUUGAUCGUUAGGUCAAGUGUGUGGGUGAGUAGAUCAUCAGAGGGAGCACGUACAAGGAUAUCAUCUAUAUAAUGAUAGAUGAUGGCCUUUUGUGUGGCUGCACGCACCAGGAACAGCAAGGAAGAGACAUACCACUGGCAGAUGGAUGGUGUAAGAGUCAGUCCGAAGAUCCCUCAUCUGUCUCAUGACUGUCGAACAGAGGCUGAGACCCCAAGAACCCUAAACCACAACACAGGAGUUCUGGCCUGACUGAGGUGGGACCCAUGUUUCUCCCUGCAGGUGAAUUCACUGGACCAAGACAUCCCCUCAGAGACCCAUGUAGAAACAAUGGGACUGUCACAGUAUCUGGGCAAUGUUUGUGGAGCUGUGUUUGCUCUGGACUGACUCUGCUGACCCACCGAGUCCAGCCUGCCCUGCUCCUUCAUUGUGAGAGAAAAUCUGCAACACUCACGAGAUCUCCCUGCCUUCCUGGCCUGUUGCCUCUCGCCUUGAAAAAGGACUAUAAUAAACACCCCAAAAAAGAGCCUCUGAGAUCUCCGUGGUGGACAAGACAGAUCUAUUGGCAUGCCACAAGGACUGCAAAGGUGGUCUAUUGGCCUGGCAUCACAAGGACUCAUGUCUGCUGUCGGUAGCUAUAACCCCCUCUUUUAUUUUUUCUCUCUCUCUCUCUUUCUUUCUUUCUUUUUUCCUCUAUCCCAAAUUGUGGGUAUCAAUAAAAGAUACAUUGAUUUUACUUAAA